ACGAUUGGUUGCUGCGUGAGUCUACGUGAUGACGUAGGAAAAGCCUCGCUCAUAAGCGAGAGUCCGGCGCCGCCAUUUUGCAGUUACACGUGUGUUUGCAGCGGAUAAGGUGAAUACACUACACUAGUUUUAGUACGUGUUUGGCCAAGGUCAAGUGUAGUAUUUAAUCAUGACUGACCGAUACACCAUCCACAGCCAAUUGGAGCAUCUGCAGUCCAAGUACAUAGGCACUGGCCACGCGGACACUACAAAGUGGGAAUGGCUGGUGAACCAGCACCGGGACUCCUACUGCUCCUACAUGGGCCACUUUGACCUCCUCAACUACUUUUCUGUGGCAGAGAAUGAAAGUAAGGCUAGAGUGCGGUUUAACCUAAUGGAGAAGAUGCUGCAGCCAUGUGGGCCACCUCUGGACAAGCCAGAUGAGUCUUAGACAGGAGUCCAGGAUGAUGGAAGUUUCUGCGUUUUCAGAGUCCUGCUGUGUAUCCAGAGUAAUACAAGUUGCAGAGUUUAUAUUUUUUCUGAUUGAAGAAUAACUUUGCAAAUGUUCAAUGGUGGGAUAUAUUUAUAGAAUGCACAGCCAGGUGCAGUCUGUUCAAUGACUGAGUGGUGACUGACUCUAAAAGGUGCAUCAUAGCCUGUGAAGCAUUGUGUAGGGUGUUUUCUUCCUUAUCAGAACGGUCAUAGAAAAUGCUCUAAAAAUAUCAUUGGGCAGUUAGGAAAAAGUUGAUGCCAGAACAGAAAUGACAGAUUGUGGCUUGGUGUAAAGUGGAAUUUCCUCUUAAAAAAUUUAGUGCUGAAUUUCCAGUGUGAACAUUCUUGAAGAAAACCAUGGUAUAUAGAGGGUUAUGUGAUAAAUAGGCUGGCUUUUGUUUUUUCUAGCUGUUUUUUUUAAACUAAUACACUGCCUUCUAUUAUGGGGGCUGCAAAAGUUGCAGGCAUCAUGUUAUAGAGCAGGAGGAGUGGAGUAGCUUGAUUAGUGUUGUAGGAAAGGUUCCAAAAUGAUUUCUCAUUUAGUAAAGUUAAUAUCUGCUUACUCUAGUCUAAGUAGUCAAGUGGGCAAUGAUGAACAGGGAUCUGAGUGCAUAUAGAGGGCUGUCAAUCACUGAUCGCCCUCAUGACUACUUGUCCAGAAUGAGCAGAGGUUUAUAUAAGCUAUUUUGGAACAUUUUCUCACAACUAGAUCAGUCUGCUUAGCUCCUCCAGCUCUGUAACAUGCUGCCUGAGUGGACUACCCCAUCCCCCAUAAGAUAAUCCAUAUAGGAAGUGAAUUUUAAGGUUUGAAUACAGGUGUGGGAUUCACUUAACUUGUCAAAUACCAAAAUUCCCUGAUGUUGAAAAGGCAGUAGUGCUAUAUAAGGUGUCUGUACAUGCAUAGCUUGUUUGCAAUAAUUGAUCUAUUAACCUCUAUUUGGGGACCUUUUGGGAGUUAAGAUGCUUUACAAAUAAAAUCUUUUUGACAA
This is a messenger RNA of Hyla sarda, 1460 nucleotides long. RefSeq names its product splicing factor 3b subunit 5 (gene SF3B5). The record is from RefSeq and is a predicted model, not a curated record. The transcript is spliced from 3 exons. Gene Ontology annotation, biological process: mRNA splicing, via spliceosome. NCBI's taxonomy places the organism in Eukaryota, Metazoa, Chordata, Amphibia, Anura, Hylidae. Gene Ontology annotation, cellular component: precatalytic spliceosome; U2 snRNP. The coding region runs from base 170 to 430 and encodes 86 amino acids.